AUGAGCACCUUCUACAGAGGCACCGUGGAGAGCAUCCUCAGCAGCUGCAUCACUGUGUGGUAUCCUGCACUGGUUCCUUCUGGAAACAGCUACAACGGAACAGAAAACGACCCGACCAGGGCGGGCGGUGGGGGCCCAGGACGGAGGGACAGAGUCCAAAAAGGCCCAGACGGCCAAGUUCAGGGGGCCGACCCGGAGGCCGACAGCACCGGAGGCCAAAACAGUUCAGUUCCGGAGGCCGACCAUGCGAAAAGCAGCGGUAGCGGGGCAGGUCCGAAGGCGAGCCACGCAGUAGGCAGUGGCGAGGAGACAGUUCAGGGGGCCGACCGUGCGGACGGCAACGGCGGCGGCGAGAAAGCAGUUCAGGAGGCCGACCGUGCGGACGGCAACGGCGGCGGCGAGAAAGCAGAUCAGGGGGCCGACCGUGUGGGCGGCAACGGCGGCGGCGAGAAAGCAGUUCAGGGGGCCGACCGUGCGGAUGGCAACGGCGGCGGCAAUUCCAGUCCGGAGGCCGGCCACGCGGAAGAUGACCGACGAUGUGGAGGCGGCCGUUGGGGAUCUGACGAGGAUGAGGCAGCUGAUGCGGGAGCUGGACCAGGUGAAGCUGAGACGGAGGCUGGACCAGACGACGGCGUGGGUGAAGCUGAGACGGGGGCUUGGCCAGACGAGGGCGGAGAUGAAGCUGGGCCAGACGAGGCCGAUGAAGCAGAAGCAGAGGCUGCAGCCGUCGUGGACGAAGACUCGGAGGCUGCGGCUGGCGUGGAUGAUGAGGGGGCUGCUGCAGGCGUUGAUGAAGACACAGAGGCGGAACCUGACGACAGCGGGGCUGUUGAAGGCGGUGAUGUGGAUGCUGCAGGCGGUGCUGAGGCGGAGGCUGGACCAGGCGAGGCAGCUGAUGAUGAAGCCGGAGCUGGACCAGCUGACGAUGAAGCCGAUGAGGAGGCUGGACCAGGCGGCGGCGUGGGUGAAGCUGAAGCUGGGCCAGAUGACGCAGAGGCUGCUGCAGCCGGCGGAGCGGAAGCAGAUGAGGAGGCUGCUGCAGCCGGCGGCGCGGAAGCAGAUGAGGAGGCUGCUGCAGCCGGCGGCGCGGAAGCAGAUGAGGAGGCUGCUGCAGCCGGCGGCGCGGAAGCAGAUGAGGAGGCUGCUGCAGCCGGCGGCGAGGAUGACGACCCUGAGGCUGCAGCCGGCGGCGAGGAUGACGACCCUGAGGCUGCAGCCGGCGGCGAGGAUGACGACCCUGAGGCUGCAGCCGGCGGCGAGGAUGACGACCCUGAGGCUGCAGCCGGCGGCGAGGAUGACGACCCUGAGGCUGCAGCCGGCGGCGAGGAUGACGACCCUGAGGCUGCAGCCGGCGGCGAGGAUGACGACCCUGAGGCUGCAGCCGGCGGCGAGGAUGACGACCCUGAGGCUGCAGCUGGCGAGGAUGACGACCCUGAGGCUGCAGCUGGCGAGGAUGACGACCCUGAGGCUGCAGCUGGCGGCGGCGUGGAAGCAGGCGACAGAGGCGCUGCAGUAGGCGUGGAUGAGGCUGCUGGUGGAGCAGCUAGUGGCUGGACGGGCCCCUCGGGUCCCCCAGCAGACGAGGCAGGUGGCUGGACGGGCUCCUCGGGCCCCCCAGCAGACGAGGCAGGGCUGAACCAGCAGGCACGUGGGCCUCUGGAUAACACAGAGCAGAACCAGCAGGCGCACGGGCCUCUGGCAGGGACAGGUCAGAACCAGCGGGCACACGGGCCCCUGGCAGGAACAGGUCAGAACCAGCAGGUGCGGGGACCUCUGGCAGGAACAGCUGCUGUGCGUCGGCACGUCAGCGCUGCUGCUUCUGUGUCUCUGAGGCUGGCUGUGACCCAGAAAAGCGUGCAGAGUGUUCUGGUGCUGCAUGUCUCAUCACGCCUCAGCUCCUCUCUGCUAUGCGGCACUACCGGCCUCCACCUGAGCUCCGCUGCAGUCACAGUCCUGCGUAUCAAACGCUCAGGGAUCGCUGUAGGCCUGCAGCUUUCAAGUCUGUGCCCGAAGGAGCUCAAAGAUGACAACGCCAUCACUGUCGAUGAUUUUCUCCGAGCGCUGAGCCCAGAGGACAACUUCCCCGGACUUAAGCAGAGGGACAGCAGGGAGGUGAAUGCUUCUGUCUCCUCAGAUUUCCCUCUGGGAUCAGACUGUUGUGUUACAUCGGAGUAA
Pelmatolapia mariae (spotted tilapia) is the source of this 2175-nucleotide messenger RNA. RefSeq names its product PE-PGRS family protein PE_PGRS16-like. Bases 1 to 2175 code for a protein of 724 amino acids. The record is from RefSeq and is a predicted model, not a curated record. The transcript has 6 exons. NCBI's taxonomy places the organism in Eukaryota, Metazoa, Chordata, Actinopteri, Cichliformes, Cichlidae.